Messenger RNA from Eimeria mitis, 834 nucleotides. RefSeq lists its product as uncharacterized. Lineage: Eukaryota; Apicomplexa; Conoidasida; Eucoccidiorida; Eimeriidae. The transcript has 2 exons. The record is from RefSeq and is a predicted model, not a curated record. Bases 1 to 834 code for a protein of 277 amino acids.
AUGUCUCGCCGAUCCCUACGACAGCCGUUGCUGCUGCUGCUGCUGCUGUUGCUGCUGCUGCUGCUGCUGCUGCAGCAACAGCAGCAGACACAGGUAUAUGCAGCCGCCCUGAGGCAGCAUGCGUUCCUCUCUCUGUCUUCUUUAGCUGCCCCCCCCACACAGAGAAACAAGCCCCUGCAGCAGGCGCAGCAGCAGCAGCAGCAGCAGCAGCAGCAACUGCAGCAGCAGCUGCAGCUGCAGCAGCAGCAGCCCUUAAUGUACCUCUUCGAUGGCCCCGCCAUCCGACGCAGCUUGAACCUUAGCAGCAGCAGCAGCAGCAACAGCAGCAGCAGCAGCAGCAGCAGCAACGUACAGCUGGGGAGCUGUCUAUACACCCCAUCAUCACGUGCUGCCGCCGCCCUGAGGCAGCAUGCGUUCCUCUCUCUGUCUUCUUUAGCUGCCCCCCCCACACAGAGAAACAAACCCCUGCAGCAGGCGCAGCAGCAGCAGCAGCAGCAGCAGCAGCAGCAGCAGCAACUGCAGCAGCAGCAGCAGCUGCUGCAGCAGCAGCCCUUAAUGUUCCUCUUCGAUGGCCCCGCCAUCCGACGCAGCUUAAACCUCAGCAGCAGCAGCAGCAGCAGCAGCAACAGCAACAGCAGCAGCAACGUACAGCUGGGGAGCUGUCUAUACGCCCCAUCAUCACGUGCUGCCCAGCAGCAGCAGCAGCAGCAGCAGCAGCAGCAACAGCAGCAGCAGCAGCAGCAGCAGCAACAUUGGUUGAAUACGAUGAUGAUGGUGUCUACGCGCCGCUACCGCCGUGAGUUGUUGCUGCUGCUGCUAAACAAAAUAAAAUAG